Diaporthe citri is the source of this 1737-nucleotide messenger RNA. RefSeq lists its product as uncharacterized. The record is from RefSeq and is a predicted model, not a curated record. Bases 1 to 1737 code for a protein of 578 amino acids. The transcript has a single exon. NCBI's taxonomy places the organism in Eukaryota, Fungi, Ascomycota, Sordariomycetes, Diaporthales, Diaporthaceae. Gene Ontology annotation, molecular function: FAD binding; oxidoreductase activity.
AUGUUCUCCGCCCCUCUUCUUCUCGUCCUCCUCUCUCUCGCCAUUGCAACCAAAAUUGACAGCGGACGCAGCACUCGGACGCCUGAUGGUUGUCGCACCAUCCCAGGCGAUUCGUCAUGGCCAGGCCCUUCACAGUGGGACCAGUUCAACCAGACAGUCGGUGGGAAGCUCAUCGCAACGGUACCCAUAGCAGCUCCUUGCCACAAUACUCUGUUCGGCCAGCCCAGUGGCGUUUACAACCAAGACAAGUGCGAUGCGCUGCGCAACACAUGGUACUAUCCUACCACACACCUGCUUUCGUCUUCAUCACCCAUGGCAUACACUUUCUCGAAUAAUAGUUGCAACCCAUUCUUGGGUCCAGACACUCCCUGCACCAUCGGAGGCUAUGUGGUCUUCACAGUCAACGCAACUAGCUCCGAGGACUUUCAGGCGACUGUUGAAUUCGCUAAAAAAAAGAAUAUACGGUUGGUUAUACGCAACUCUGGCCAUGACUAUCUCGGAAAAUCGACUGGAGCCCACGCUUUGGGGCUUUGGACCCAUAAUCUCAAGUCAAUGGAACUCAUUCAAACAUACCAGAACAACAACACCUAUUACAAUGGCCCAGCAAUCAGACUGGGAGCUGGAGUUCGUACUAUUGAAGCCUAUGAGUUCGCAAAUUCUCAUGGCUACGUUGUGGUGGGAGGCAAUUGUCCAACCGUUGGCUUGGCUGGUGGUUACAUUCAAGGGGGAGGCCAUGGCCCUCUUUCAUCCAUGUUUGGUCUGGCUGCGGACCAGGUGCUCGAGUACGAGCUUGUGACUGCUGAUGGCAGGCUCGUCACAGCUACGAGAACGUCACAUAGCGACCUAUUCUGGGCAUUACGAGGUGGCGGCGGGAGUACGUUUGGUAUUGUGGUUUCGGUGGUGGUGAAAGCAUUCCCCGACAGCUCCUUCUCGACGGCUUAUAUGAUGAUUUCGAACAACGGGACGAACGAAGAAGCCUUGUAUUCUGCUGUGGGAACCUUUAUACAGACACUGCCGUCGCUUGUUGAUGCUGGUGCCAUCGCGAUUUGGGUCGUCAUCCCGGAAGGCUUCUACGUCACACCAGUGAUAUACCCUGGGAUCCAGUCUGCGGAACUUGACGCCAAAUUGGCGCCCGUCACCGACAGUCUUCAGCGCCUCGGACUCACGUACACUUAUUCAUCGUCGAGCUAUCCGACCUUCUUGACAACCUUCAACUCCGUGACCACAGUCAGCAAUGUUUCGGACCAGAAUAUAGGAGGCAGGCUCAUCCCAAGAUCACUGGUAGAAGGCAACGAUAUCACCCAGCUGGUGGACUCCAUCAGGUACAUCAGUACUCAAGAUGGCGGCGUCUUCGUCGGUAACGCAAUCAACGUCAGGGGCGGUGUUGCGUCGCCUGACGACGUUGCCGCGAACCCCCAUUUCCGGGACACCCUCUUCAGCGCCACCAUCGGAACCACCAUCGAUUAUCUCAACUGGGACACCACUCUUGCUGCCAAGCAAACCAUCACGGACGAUCUACUACCAAGGCUCGAGGCUCUCACUCCGGGUGGCGGGGCAUAUCUGAACGAAGGCGACGUCAAUCAGCCUGAAUUCCAGUCGACCUUCUUCGGAGACCACUACGAUAGACUACUACAGAUCAAACGGGAAUAUGAUCCAUGUGGCAUCUUCUACGCUGAGACGGCUGUUGGAAGUGAGAGCUGGGUGCAGGACAUCAACGGCAGACUCUGUCGGGCUUGA